Molecule: messenger RNA, 438 nt
Organism: Lentinula edodes (shiitake mushroom)
Lineage: Eukaryota; Fungi; Basidiomycota; Agaricomycetes; Agaricales; Omphalotaceae
Product: 40S ribosomal protein S12
Exons: 2
Coding region: 1-438 (145 amino acids)
Biological process (GO): translation
Cellular component (GO): ribosome; cytosolic small ribosomal subunit
Molecular function (GO): structural constituent of ribosome
Source: RefSeq, a predicted model, not a curated record
AUGUCUGACGCUGGAGAUGACAUUCCUGUCGAAGAGACCGCCGUUGAGGUCACCACCGAAGCUCCCAAGGGCAAGCUUUCCAUUGAGGAGGCUCUUCAGCAAGUUCUGAAGAAUGCUCUUGUUCACGAUGGUCUUGCACGUGGACUCCGUGAAUGUGCCAAGGCCCUUGACAAGCGCCAGGCGCACCUCUGCGUCCUCGUCGAGUCCUGUACCGAAGCGGAGUACAUCAAGCUCAUCGAAGCUCUUUGCGCUGAGCACACAAUUCCUCUCAUCAAAGUCCAGGAAGCCAAGGUUUUGGGUACCUGGGCUGGAUUGUGCAAGAUCGACAGAGAGGGUAAUCCCAGAAAAGUUGUCGGCUGCUCCUGUGUCGUCGUGAAGGAGUACGGCGUGGAGAGUGAGGGGUUGAAUGUGAUUUUGGAUUACUUCAAAAACCGGUAA